AUGUCACCACAGCAGUUCGACUUCCUCGAAAGCCUUGUCCGACCACUUAUUCAAGUUCAAGAGACGCCACUGCGAGAAUCUCUGUCAUCAGCUGAGCGUCUGGCUAUUACGCUGAGAUACCUGGCCAGCGGGAACAGCUACCAGUCGUUGUCCUACAGUUUCAGGGUCGGAAAGUCUACGUUGUCAGGCCUGGUGCCCAAAGUCUGUAAAGCGAUAUGGAAAGUCCUGCAGCCAAGAGUGUUUCCAGUACUCACCCGCGAGCACUUCGUUGCCGUUGCUGAAGAGUUUUCGCGACGAUGGAACUUUCCAAACUGCGUCGGCGCUAUAGACGGAAAGCACAUUCAUCUCAAUGCACCACCGAACUCUGGAAGCUUGUACUUUAACUACAAGCAAGGUUUCAGUGUGAACUUGGUGGCCUCAUGUGACGCGGGCUACAAACUUACUUCAGUCUACAUUGGGUGCUACGGGCGCGAGAGCGACGGGGGUGUUUUUGCAAAAUCAAAUUUGGGUAAGCUUGUCGACAAUGCGGGCAACUUCCCUGCUCCAGCAGAUCUUCCAUUUGGUGGUCCAGAGCUUCCAUAUGUAUUUGUUGCCGACGACGCGUUUCCCCUCAAGCCAAACUUAAUGAAGCCGUACGCUGGCAUGCAUGCAGCAGGCACACCAAAAUGA
This is a messenger RNA of Rhipicephalus sanguineus (brown dog tick), 669 nucleotides long. RefSeq lists its product as uncharacterized. The transcript is spliced from 2 exons. NCBI's taxonomy places the organism in Eukaryota, Metazoa, Arthropoda, Arachnida, Ixodida, Ixodidae. The record is from RefSeq and is a predicted model, not a curated record. Bases 1 to 669 code for a protein of 222 amino acids.